GAGGGCAGAACUCCCUCUCUCUUUCUCUCCGCUCAGUUCAGACAGAGCUGCUUCAGGAGAGGAAGGAAGGAAGACAGUCCUCCUCACAUCUUCUCACGUCUUGUUUUUCCUUUUUCCCUGCCCUGAAGAGUUGCUCACUCACUCUCUCCUUCCUUCCUUUAUUUUUCUCCUAAUCACUUUCUCUCCUUCUCUUCUCUCUCUCUUUUUUCUUUCUCUCUUUCUUUAGUAGAAAGAAAGUGUGUGUGUGUGUGUGUUUGUGUGUUUCUACUGGGGGGUCGGAGCUUCAGCGCUGCUCCUCAUGUAGCACCGGGGCCAAAGAAAGUUUAGAGGAAACAAAAAACCCAGGAAAAUAAGCUCCUCCAGCACAACACCAAACACUGAAGAGGAGGAACGAAAAGGAGGAAAGAAGAAGAGGAACGAAGGAACGAAGGCUGGAGAAGCUGAAGAAAGGCUUGGAGCAUCUUCUCUAAACUCUGAUCAGUGAUGUCUGCUCUCUCUGUGACCCAGUGACCGAUAUAUAGAGGUGAUUUGAGGUGAUUUAAGGUGAUUUAAGGUGAUAUAAGGUGGUUUAAGGUGGUUUAAGGUGGUUUAAGGUGGUUCAGCUGCAGGUGUCCUCCUCCAGGCUUAUGGACUCACAGAUAUGAAGCUGAAUGGUCUCCACUGGGGGCUGGCGCUCCUGCUGGCGGCGGUCUCGGCUCUCCCAGUCUCUGCUGGAAACGGAAACGGACAGAAGCGAGGACCAGGAGAACGGAGGAGGAAGGUCCACCGCCUGCAGCACGGCCAGUGCAGCUACACCUUCAUCCUGCCGGAGAUGGACGGAUGCAGGGGUGGAUCUGCUCAUUCUUACGGAGGAAGCAACGUGGUCCAGAGAGACGCACCUCCAGGGGACGGAGAGUGGUCGGUGCACCGGCUCCAACAUCUGGAGACGGCCAUGGAGAACAACACCCAGUGGCUUCAGAAGCUAGAAAACUACAUCCAGGUGAACAUAAAGUCUGAGAUGGUUCAUAUCCAGGCGAAUGCCGUCCACAACCAGACAGCCACCAUGCUGGAGAUCGGCACCAACCUGCUCACUCAAACUGCAGAGCAAACCAGGAAACUCAACGUCGUCGAGGCCAAGGUUAUAAACCAGACAUCCAGACUGCAGAUUCAGCUGUUAGAACAUUCCUUAUCAACCAACAAACUGGAGAAGGAGCUUCUGGUUCAGACCUCAGAGAUCUCAAGACUACGAGAUAAAAACAGUCGUCUGGAGAGUAAAGUUCUGGUUCUGGAGACGCAGCAGCGCACCGAGCUGGAGGACAUGAGGGAGGAGAAGGAGCGUCUGAGGGAUCUGGUGGGGAAACAGUCCGCCGCCAUCACCGCGCUGGAGAGACAACUACGAGCCGCCAGCAGCAACAACUCAGCCCUGCAGAGACAACAGCAGCAGCUGAUGAAGUCUGUUCACACACUCAUCAACCUGGUCUCACCUGGAACAGUGUCUGACUCCAUGCCGGGCGAGAGGAGGUUUCGAGACUGUGCUGAAAUCUACAAGUCUGCUCACAAUAACAGUGGAGUUUAUGACAUUUACAUCGGAGAGGCGACCGAACCAACAAAGGUGUUUUGUGAUAUGGAGACCAGUGGAGGAGGCUGGACUGUGUUUCAGCGCAGAAUCAACGGCAGCGUCGACUUUCAGAGAGGCUGGAAAGAGUACAAAAUGGGCUUUGGUGAUCCUGGUGGAGAGCACUGGCUGGGGAACGAGGCUGUGCACCUGAUCACCAGCCGCUCCCAGUACUCCCUGAGGGUGGAGCUAAGGGACUGGGAGGGAAAUGCGCCGUAUUCACUCUAUGAAAAAUUCCAGCUUGCCGGCGAAAAACAACAAUAUAGGCUUUUGCUGAGGGGCUACAGUGGCACAGCCGGGCAGCACAGCAGCCUGGCAUCACAUGGCACCAGCUUCAGCACCCGAGACUCUGACAACGACAACUGCCUCUGCAAGUGUGCGCUAAUGCUAACCGGAGGUUGGUGGUUUGAUGCGUGCGGACUCUCUAAUCUGAAUGGGAUGUACUACACUCUGGGUCAGAACAUCAGGAAGCUCAACGGCAUCAAGUGGCACCACUUCCGAGGCCCGAGCUACUCCCUUAAAUCCACAGCCAUGAUGAUCCGGCCCGCAGAUUUCUGAUCUGGAGAAAAGUUGGACCUGCGGUUGAGGAACUUUAUUUCAGUGUUUGGAAAGUGAGGAGUUAGAGAAGAAACGGGGACCUGCUGUCGGAACGAUUGAUCUUCUUCAAAGCUGAAAGUGCUAAAAAAGCGUAAUUUGGAGAUUGACAUUAAAAACAUUACACUCUCUCUCUUUCUUUCUCUCUCGUUCUCUUGUUCUGUCUUUCAUGGAUGGUGAUCUCACACAAAGGAGAACUGAACUGCGAUGGACUGAUUGCUUUGGCGGAUUUCCACUGCAGUCGUUUGGUAUCUGUGAGGUCAGGACGUUUCUUUGUUUUGACAACGUCAGAUACAAUAAAAACUCCACGGAUGAAGCCUGAACUCUUCAGGCUCUGCAGAAGAUGCUGGUGAUUCCACGUGUUCAUACCUAAAGACUGUGAUGAUGAACAGAAUAUACUGAACUCAUCUUCCUUACAGACAAUCUACAGACAAUCUACUUUAUAUAAGAACUGUUUUAUUGCUCAGAUCUCAGAUCUGAGGUCAGAUAAUGGGACAGACGUUCAGAUGAUGGACAGAUGGAUCUCUUUAAAUAUUAUAUUUUUUGACAGUUUAUGACAGUUUACUGAAUGUGCAGUUGAUGAAUGAUGCUAAUGAUGUUUGUAUGUGUUGAUAUAAACUGGAUGGGUCUAUCUGUCUCUAUCUGUUAUGCUCUAUCUGCUCAAACAUUCAUCAGACGUGAGAAGACGUGUGGAGUAGCCUGAAUCUGUACUUAAUGAAAGAUGUUUUUAUUAUACUGUCAAAUAAAUAAUGACAGUAAAAGUAAAGGUAAUUUUCUAUUAAAAACAAAGUGAAAGAACAAAA
Astyanax mexicanus (Mexican tetra) is the source of this 2991-nucleotide messenger RNA. It is a transcript of the gene angpt4, whose product is annotated as angiopoietin 4. The record is from RefSeq and is a predicted model, not a curated record. The coding region runs from base 641 to 2152 and encodes 503 amino acids. The transcript is spliced from 9 exons. Lineage: Eukaryota; Metazoa; Chordata; Actinopteri; Characiformes; Acestrorhamphidae.